GUGGUGACCAUGUCGACCCCUGCUAGGAAGAGGCUGAUGAGAGAUUUCAAGAGGCUGCAACAGGACCCGCCUGCAGGAAUCAGUGGUGCCCCCCAGGAUAACAACAUAAUGCUGUGGAAUGCUGUCAUAUUUGGCCCUGAUGACACUCCAUGGGAUGGAGGUACGUUCAAGUUGACUCUCCAAUUUACUGAGGAUUAUCCAAAUAAACCGCCAACUGUACGGUUUGUGUCUCGCAUGUUUCAUCCCAAUAUUUAUGCUGAUGGAAGUAUUUGUUUGGAUAUAUUACAAAAUCAGUGGAGUCCUAUAUAUGAUGUGGCUGCUAUACUCACAUCUAUCCAGUCAUUGCUGUGUGAUCCCAACCCAAAUUCUCCUGCAAACUCUGAAGCAGCUCGUAUGUUUAGUGAGAACAAGCGUGAGUACAAUCGAAGGGUGAGGGAAAUUGUGGAGCAGAGUUGGACAGCCGAUUAAGUUCAUCCUUUUAUGCUUGUGGGUCAAAAGUCUGUCUGAAGCUUUGAAAGCAUGAAUUAGGUUGCAAUGGCACCUAUAAGAAUGAUUGUGCAAACUCAUCAAAUUUAUAUUCCCAGUUGAUAUGAAUGAUAGCAUCACGUUAUCUUUAAUUUAUUGUAGCUUUUGGCAUUACUCGGCAGUUAAUGUAAAAUAUAAUUAUGCGUGUCAAUGUACUUUGAAUUGUUAUCAACAUGUGGUUCAACAUAAAAGUUGUAGUUUGCUAAAUUUGUUAUCACAGGUUUGAAAAUUAGCUUCA
Messenger RNA from Cajanus cajan (pigeon pea), 763 nucleotides. Its product is annotated as ubiquitin-conjugating enzyme E2 2. The record is from RefSeq and is a predicted model, not a curated record. Lineage: Eukaryota; Viridiplantae; Streptophyta; Magnoliopsida; Fabales; Fabaceae.